Molecule: messenger RNA, 1241 nt
Organism: Aedes albopictus (Asian tiger mosquito)
Lineage: Eukaryota; Metazoa; Arthropoda; Insecta; Diptera; Culicidae
Gene: Rrp42
Product: exosome complex exonuclease RRP42
Exons: 2
Coding region: 321-1220 (299 amino acids)
Biological process (GO): U5 snRNA 3'-end processing; nuclear mRNA surveillance; U1 snRNA 3'-end processing
Cellular component (GO): nuclear exosome (RNase complex); cytoplasmic exosome (RNase complex)
Molecular function (GO): mRNA 3'-UTR AU-rich region binding
Source: RefSeq, a predicted model, not a curated record
GCUCAUCUUUUGCGAGUGUGUUAGUGUGACUGGCAACGCGACCAGAAGCCUGGUCGAAUCCUGCUUGGAAAUCGGUUUGUUUUGUCGAUGGGGCUGGCCCGCGAAAUCGCAUUGUGUUGUUUGGGAAGGCCCGCUCGAUGCAUGUUAGGUAGGCGUAAUUUGUUCGAGUUUGACGUGCCUGCACCCUCCCUGCAUCAAAACGAUCAAAUCAAAAUAAAGCGACAAACUCGACACGCGGAUUCUGUGCAGGCGGUGCAGGUAGAUUGUUUUAGGUGUUUCUAUUAAUAAUACGGAACCCAUAAAAAAUAACAGAGUAAAUAAUGGCCAACGUUUUACUGAGUGAAGCAGAAAAAACAUAUAUUUUGCACGGUAUUCAGAAAGACUAUCGCAAUGACGGUCGAACGAAUCGCGAUUACCGACCGAUGGAACUGGAAACGGAUAUUGUCGUACAUGCGAUGGGCUCCGCUCGGCUGCGCUUGGCCAACACGGAUAUACUGGUGGCAGUAAAAGCCGACAUCGAUGCCCCCAGUCCCGAUCGGCCAAAGGAGGGCAAAAUCGAGUUUUUCGUCGAUUGCUCGGCUAAUGCGACGCCAGAUUUUGAAGGCCGCGGUGGCGAGGAAUUGGCAACGGAAAUCUCCAACACCUUGUCGAAGGCGUACCUAUCACAACAGGCUUUCGAUUUGACUCCACUGUGUAUUCUGGCCAAGCAUCAGUGCUGGAAACUGUAUGUGGAUAUCUUGAUCCUGGAAUGUGGAGGAAAUCUAUUCGAUGCCGUGUCGUUAGCUGUAAAGGCCGCGCUUUACAACACAAAGCUACCUCGAGUGUCUUCGGCGGAACUGGACGGAGGAGCUAUGGACAUCAUACUGUCGGAUGAUCCCUAUGAUUGCGAGCGGUUAAACAUACAAACUGUUCCCCUUUUGGUAACUGUUUGCAAAAUUGGAGACUACUGCGUGGUCGAUCCAUCAGCCGAGGAGGAGGAAUGCAGUGCCAUUAGCGUCGUUAUUGGUGUGUCUCGCAAGAACGACGGUAAAGCCUCUGUCACAUCGAUCAGAACAUCUGGGGAGGGUUCCUUCCAUUCGGACACCUUAAUGAAGAGUUUGGAUCUGGGUGUGAGCGCUGCAACGUAUUUGGAUAAAGCUUUGAUGGCAGCGCUGAAAACCGAUGAAGAGAACAAUACUAAGCCCCUGGGUGAAAAGGAAAUAUUUGGAUUUAUGAAAUAAACUAUUUGAAGACAAUCGAAA